This is a messenger RNA of Amphiprion ocellaris (clown anemonefish), 4453 nucleotides long. Its product is annotated as riboflavin transporter 2-like. The transcript is spliced from 4 exons. Gene Ontology annotation, molecular function: riboflavin transmembrane transporter activity. The coding region runs from base 2065 to 3390 and encodes 441 amino acids. Lineage: Eukaryota; Metazoa; Chordata; Actinopteri; Pomacentridae. Gene Ontology annotation, biological process: riboflavin transport. The record is from RefSeq and is a predicted model, not a curated record. Gene Ontology annotation, cellular component: plasma membrane.
UAUAUUUAUAUUUAUAAUACAUUAAACAACGGUAGGAGCUGUUUUAGCAUCAUUUAGCAUCUCACAGGUCCAACUACUAACAUUAAUUCUCCUUUACAUGUUUAACUGAGGUCUACCUACAAGUUCAAUAUAUCAGGCUUAAGAUCUAGAAAUUAACUGAAAUAUUAGCGUUAGAAACUUACAAUAGUAUGCAAAAAUUACCUUAUUCAUUUUAAAGUUGAAGGUAAUAUAUAGCAAUAUUAAUUACAGUAUAAUCUGACUACAUAUUAAGAUUAAGAUGAGAUAAUAUAUAUAAUAUUAAUUAAACUAACAGACUUCAAUAUUAAAAUUAAGCAAAGUCUUUUAUCUGUAGCUUCUACACUAUUAUUUUUCACACUGAUAUAUACAUAGAAUUUAAAUAUGGUUGAGAAUAUAGAACGUUCUUUAUCAUAUACAUUUAUCUUAAUGAUUUUAAGAUAUUUAUUAUGCAAAUAUAAUAUUACUUAUACACAAGUUAACCUGACUCUCUCCACAAUAGAAUUUAUUGUACAGAUGAGCUUUAAACAUCAAGGUUAGGAACCUACAAUGUUAUUUAUUAUAGAAAUUAGUUUAAAUAAUAAUAAUUAUCUGACUGAUAUAAAAAUGAAACUUAAGACUGUACAAAUUUAUAGACAGAAAACCAAUAAACUGUCAACAUCUCAACAAUCAAAACAUCUUAAUUUAAAGAAUAAAUUAUUACUGAAAUACAUGUAUGGAAAAAUACUAAACUGUCAACUGUUAGAUUUUAAAAUGUGCCGUCAAAGAAAUCAUCCCACAUUUUAGAAUUAUGUCAGCAAUGAAUGUAAAGCAAUCCCUCACAGAUGAAACUAAAGGUUGCUUCAUGUUUUUGACACUUAAUGUGAAAUUGAAAUUCUGUGGUUUUGCAUUUGUGUAUCUUUUACUGUGUUUGUUUCUAUUGUUUGUGCUUCUUUGUUGUUUAUUUUUUUCAUUAAUUUCCUCUUUUUUUGGUUUGAUUGCUUUUUCAUAGACUUCAAUAUAAUCGGACUUGUUUUUGCAGCCAGAGGAGUCGCCCCCUGCUGGCUGGUAGAAGAAAUGCAGGUUUAAUGUUCAGUACCAUCUUUGAUACAGAUUAGGGCUGCAACUAAAGUCCUGUUUUUUUAAUUGUUAAUCAAUUAGUUGUUUGGUCUCUAAAAUGCCAGAAAAUGGUGAAAAAUAACUCAACACCCUAACAGGUCUUAUUUUUGUCCACUGCUGACAGUUUGUUUUUCAAAGGGGAAAGAAACCAGAAAUAAUCAAAUUCAAGAAACUAGAAAUGAGGAAUUUUGACUUUUUUUCUUUUAAAAAAAUCCUCUAACUCAAACUAAACUUCAUUAUUUAUUGAAAUAGUUGGGAAUGAAUUAGUCAGCAGAUGAUAAAGUUCAUCCUAACCCCGACCCGUCAGCUGCAGAAACCAUGAACUGGUAUUAAAAUUCACUAACAUGCAUCUUUUUUGUCUAUUUUCCAGUAUUAUUUCACCUGUUUCCAUUUUUAAGAUAACUGCUAAGCUAACUGCUGUAGUUUCACACUGAAUGCACAUUAAUUAGCUCAUAAAUCAUCUAAAUCUUGGGACGUGAGGGAAUAAAGUUGCUGCUCCUUUACAUUAUUAUUAUUAUUAUUAUUAUUGUUAGUAUUUUACAGCCUUCCUGCAUUAAUCGAUUACAUAAGCUAAUAUUAAUCUUUUUACGUGUCGUUAUGUAACUCGGCUCUCAUGAUCCCCUUAAGCAGAAUUAAUGAAUUCUGGGGAUUCUUUGACAAAGGGCUCGAAGGCAAAGAAAUAAACUGGCUAACUGCUGGAGUUUCUGAACCAUGUGACUCAGCAGUGAUGCUCCCUAAAAACAGCUCGACGGUGACGGUGUUGAGGGUUAAAACUGGUCGUUAACCAAACCUGAGUCACGGUUGGCUACGUUCUCCCACUCCCACUCCCACUCAGCUGCCUUUAAUCCUCCAAACAGCCUCUGGAGGACUUUGGCUUCUUUCUGGACACAGACGACUUGAGACUCUCCAGCAGGCAGCAUAUUAUUUUAUUCUAGAGAAGCCUCCUCCAUCAUGUCUCUGCUCACCCACCUGCUGUCCUGCCUCUUCGGUUUGGGCUCCUGGGUCUCCAUCAACGGUCUGUGGGUGGAGCUUCCCCUCAUCGUCCCUCAGAUCCCCGAAGGCUGGUUCCUGCCCUCCUACCUGUCGGUUCUGAUCCAGAUGGCCAACGUCGGGCCGCUCUUCGUCACCCUGAUGCAUCGCUUUAAGCCCGGCGUCCUGAACGAGGCGGCCGUCGUCUACGUCAUCAUCGCCCUGGGCACCGUGGCCAGUUUCCUGCUGGGCUUCCUGUGGAAGGAGACGCUGGUGGUGGCCGGAGCUCCUCGCAGCGUCGCCCUGCUGGUCCUGACCUUCUUCCUGGCCACCGUCGACUGCACCUCCUCCGUCACCUUCCUGCCCUUCAUGAUGCGCCUCCAGCCUCAGUACCUCACCUCCUACUUCAUCGGUGAGGGCGUCAGCGGCCUGCUGCCCGCCAUGGUGGCUCUGAUCCAGGGCGUCGGCGUGGUCCGCUGCGUCAACGCCACCCAGUCCACCAACCAGACCUCCAACGCCACCUCCGAGCUCCAGGCCCAGUACCAGCCGGCCAACUUCUCGGCUGAAGAGUUCUUCUUCUUCCUCAGCGCCAUGAUGCUGGUGUGUCUGGCGGCCUUCAUCCUGCUCAACUACCACCCGUCGGUCGCCAGGGAGAACCCCAACAGCCGCUACACCAACGGGGUGAAGCAGAAGGCCCAGAGGGGCAGGAAGUGGGCCGAGCAGAAGCCCAUGAUGGAGCCGUACGGCCAGAAGAAGCCCAAAAGCAGCUUCGGCAGCGGUUCUUACAGCUGGCUGCAGGUGUCGUACAUCUUCGUGGUUCUGGGUUGGGCCAACGCUCUGACCAACGUGGUGCUGCCGUCCGUCCAGUCCUACUCCUGCCUACCGUAUGGGAACAACGCCUACCAUCUGUCAGCCUCUCUGGCCGCCGUGGCCAACCCUCUGGCCUGCUUCAUCGCCAUGUUCCUCCCCAUCAGGUCUCUGGUGCUGAUGGGAGUUCUGACUGUUUGUGGUUCUGCUGUUGGGGCUUUUAUAAUGAGCAUGGCGGUGCUGAGUCCGUGUCCUCUGCUGGUCCACGACUCUGCAGGAGCCGUGAUCAUCGUGUUGUCCUGGGUCCUGUUCGUUCUCACGCUGUCCUACGUGAAGGUGAUGAUCGGUCUGAUCCUCAGGGAUGAAGGCCACAGCGCCCUCGUCUGCUGUGGAGCUGUAGUGCAGCUCGGCUCGCUGCUGGGCGCCGCCACCAUGUUUCCUCUGGUCAGCGUCUUCGGGUUCUUCUCCUCGGGGGAUCCCUGCAACACCCGGUGUCCCUGAACGCACCACGGACUGAAACGUCAAGAUUCAAGAUUCAGGAACUUUAUUGUCAUACACACAGCAGAAACACAGUGGUUACCCUGAGUGAUGAAACAGUUACCCGGACAAUCUGAAAUCAUGGGAGCUUCAGGAGACAUCAGCUGAACUUCUCCUGUCCAGUUAAUGUCUCCUGAAGCAUAUAUGUAGAGGUCAUGCUAAUUGUAGGAGGUUCAUCUCAGAGAUGUCCAGUUGAUGUCUCCUGAAGCUCCUACGAUAACCAUGACCUUAACAUAUGUUCAUCUGAAACAGGAAGUAGUCAGUCUGAUGCCUGUUUUUUGCUUUUAUUUGCUGUGAUUUAUAAUUUUCAUGUGAGUCCGACUGUCUGCUGAGAAACGUGUGCUCAGAUAUGCAGCUGUAAAUACUUAAAUAUUCUGAAAAUAUGCAUUUAUCCCCCACAAACUAUAAAACUCAAGAUAUGUAUUAUUAAAAUUAUUAUUUGAGCUCUACCACACACAAAACGACAACUUAACCCAACAGUUUGCAUCAGUUUCUUUGAGUAACAACAAUUUCUAAUGAAAUUAUCUACAACCAGUUUAGGGGAUUGUUUUUGUACGUAAUAAUCUGAGGCAUAAACACACGCUUUUGAGUGUUUUAACUAAUAUUUCCACGUUAUUUUAAAUGAUUCUUUAAGUGUUAUGCACUUAAUUACGGUAAUUAAGUUUUCAAGUUGACAAAUUUAAACACAUAACUUGAAUUUAAUUUGAAUUUCUGACCUCAAGGUGAAGAAAAAUUAAAUUAUUGAGCCACUUUUAUGGAGUUACCUCAAGUUGAAUUUAGUUUUUAAUUAAUACAGGGAUUUGAGUUUAAAUUGAUGCAAUUAUCGAUUUUAUUUUACCACAUCUAUUUAAAAUAACGUUUGCAACAUAAAUAGUUUAUCAAAAUCUGUAAAUUUGCUGUAAUGUGCAGUAAAAACAGAAAAAGCAUCAGACUUUUGUAAAUGUGUGUUUUUACUGUCAAAAAUAUGAAUUAUGAGCUCAAGCAACUGUGAUUAGAUCUUUAUAUAUUAUACUAUAUUUUCAAUUAA